Messenger RNA from Arxiozyma heterogenica, 525 nucleotides. RefSeq lists its product as uncharacterized. The record is from RefSeq and is a predicted model, not a curated record. The transcript has a single exon. Lineage: Eukaryota; Fungi; Ascomycota; Saccharomycetes; Saccharomycetales; Saccharomycetaceae. The coding region runs from base 1 to 525 and encodes 174 amino acids.
AUGAAUAGUGACAAACAUUCAAGUCAAAAAGAUGGUUUACAAGGUAAAGAUCGAACAAACAAGCAUGAUGCAUCCAAUAAUGAUAUCAUAAAGAUGUCAAAUGCACUGGAUUCUAUAGCUAAAUUGAUAAUUGCAAGAAGGAAACAAACUGAAACAAUAAAUAAAGACAUAGAAACUGAAUACAAUAAUAGAUUGCACCAUUUAAACACUUUAAUUAAUCUAAUAUUAAAAUUGAACGAGAAUGAUCAAUCAAAUAUCAACACAAUUGUGGAUACAACUAAAUUAGAUGCUUUGUUGAAAGAUAAGAUUGACAUCAUUGAAAAGGAUGGUCAGUCUUUUGCUUUGAUACCUGUAAAGAAAGAAUAUACCACAGGUAAUAAUGUCUAUGAUGAUACCUUAGUGGAUAAGAACAAACCGGAAAAAAAAACUAGAAAAAAGAAGAAGAACAAAAUUCCAUGUUCUUUCUGUAACCAGCCUGGUCAUACAAGAGCACAUUGUGACAAACGACUAUAUAAUAUACAUUAG